Messenger RNA from Mucor velutinosus, 8109 nucleotides. RefSeq lists its product as uncharacterized. Gene Ontology annotation, biological process: regulation of GTPase activity. The coding region runs from base 1 to 8109 and encodes 2702 amino acids. The transcript has 19 exons. The record is from RefSeq and is a predicted model, not a curated record. Lineage: Eukaryota; Fungi; Mucoromycota; Mucoromycetes; Mucorales; Mucoraceae.
AUGAGGGCCAACGCUAAACUGAUUGUUAGCUUGAUCAAACGAGUCGAAGUUCGAUUACCAAUUAACAAUGCUGGGCGAACAAUCGAGGUUCUAGAGCAAGAUCCAAUCACUCAACAGACAGGCAAGUUGGAAGCAUUCGCUGCCAUUAUUGAAUUAUCGAUCCACACACUGCCCAUCAUUGUCAAUCAGCUCGGUCUUGUAUUAGAGUCGAUCUCCAAGAACACCCAGCCAUCUCCCGAAGAUGCCAAUAUUCCUAUAGAUGUAUUACAGUCUCAGCUGUUUGUGAUUCGAUUGUUAUCAGCAUGUCUACAGCACCAUUGGUCAUGGUACAAAAAGCAAUCGAUGCAGAUAUCCCGAGAAACCAACAUCACAGAGGAAGCCAAAACAGCAGCAGCAGCUACAGGCACGUUUCACGAGAGCACGAUUGCCACGACUUCAUCCUCGUCCUCGACGCUAUCCGCUAAAUCAUCGUACGCACAGCUGAAGCCUGAUGUCUUUAUCGAUCCUCCGCCACUGGACGAAUCGUUAGUGACAUUUCUGCUAUCAUUGAUGAGUCGAUUCCUGGGCCAAAUGCAUGUCAUUGAAGAGCGCAACGACCAACUCUCACUGCUAUCAUCAGAGCACACCAACGAAGCAUUAGCCGCCGCCUCCAAAGUCGACUCGCAGUCCAUGGAGUACAUCCGAGAAGUGUAUUCAACAUCUGGCAAAGUUCUGUAUUACAUCAGUGCAAGCAAUUGGAAUUCCUAUUAUGCAAAAAUCAAGAACGCUGUAAAUAUCCUUGGUGCUGUGAGUGAGAGCUCGGAUCUGAAUCCUCCAGAGGUCAGAAUCCUUGCUUUUGCAUGCCUAAAUAUACCUAAAUUGCAUAUGAUUUUGUCUGAUUUGAGUCCGUAUUUCCUCAACAUGAAGAUUCAGGGCAAGCUGUUGUUUGCAAAGAUGAUACGCAUGGCUAUCUGGAAGUGGAUGGAGAUGAAGCCCUAUCAAUUUGGAGAGAUUUGCGCUAGUAGCACUAACAGACCUUUGGCUGGUUCAGAGAUCCUCUUUGAUAUGUGCAAUGUCGCUGCUGAUAGCUCUCGCAAGAAAUCCGUCUUGUGGCCACUGCAGACCAUCUUGUUGGCACUGUCACCCGACCUCUUAGUGCAAGCGUUCUUGGAUGACAGAGGAUUGCAAAACAGAAGAACUGCAUUUCCACGUCAAUUGAAAAAGGCAUUGCAUUCCACUCGCACCCAAGAAAUUGCAGCCAUUUGCUAUGUCGAUCUAUGCAAAGCAGCUACCUUCAUAUCGCCUGAAGAAGACAGCAUCCUUCGCCACAUUGCAGCUGACGUGGAGGACGUUUUGAAAGAAAAGGUGUGGGAUUUCACCCGCUCAUCAGCAGUAGACACGCUCUCCUCCAGCUUGGGAUACACCAUCAGCCAUCAAGCACUGGUGACAGACUACUUUCUUGCCAGACUGCGACUGGAUCACAAAAAGACACUGUCCAGCCUUGUGCCUACACUGUUGGAGGAGGAUGUUCCUAUUGUCUUUAAGCAGGCUUUCAUCAAUGCCUGUCUUAGCGUGACGUUAGAGGAAAAGACAUUGCCCUGGAACCCAACAAUCAAUUCAAUGUACGAUUCUAUUUGUACGCCCUUGAGACGCAUAUUCAUCCAAACUGUAAAGGCAGAACUCAGCAGCGCUUCCCCAUCUGUUCUCUCCACCUUGGGGCCUAAAAAGGUAAAUGGUGUCAUGAGCAGUGCGGCAGAGAAGAAGAUGAAUCAACAGCAGGUGGCAACAUUGUUACAAAGUAUGCUCAAGUUAUUUAGGCUAGAUCCGUUGAGUGCUCUGCUGGGCCACGAUCAAGAUCAAGGCCGAGUAGACGGCAACGCUGCCAUCAUGACAUCGAUGAUCAGCCUACUGCGACAUGUGGAUAGACGAGUACGACGAUGUGCUGUGGACUGCCUCACACAAUUGCAUGGUUCCUCCAUCAUCAAGCAUUGGGGCCCAUCCUCCACAGUCAUGAACAAUUUCUGGAAAAUCUCCUCGCAGACCAUCCUCAGCAUUGCUCGCCAAAUCCUAGAUAAUCGCACCAACGAAGAUUAUCUAAAAUCACUGCUGGACAUACUCUCCAAGAUUUUGAUUUCCAGGAACACGUUUCUCGGUAGUGCUGUGGAUACGUCUUACGAGAACACAGAGGCGAAUGAGCGUCUCCAAGCUGGUGUCACCCUCGAAAUUGCACUGCUGGUAUCGCUGUGCUCCCCUAUACCCGAUAUUUGUUCAAUGGCAGUGAAAUGCCUGGGCUACAUGUGCACAGAGGCCAAGCUGUUGGAAGAAGAUGUGCUGGUGGAUACAGCUUCUCGCAGCAGCCAGAGCAUGAUUGGAUUUAGCCACAAUAUAGAGAUUUACGAAGAUUUAUCCUACGAGGAACCAGUAGCGCAGGGACGCAAACAGCCUUUUGUAGGCAGAAAGGCACAGCAAAAGCGAGUGCGUAAAUACCUGCGCAUGAUGACAGCACCCACUGCAGGCGUACUGACAGCUUGGGAAGAGGUCUGGAAACGAUGGAAGCUAUUGACGCAGGUAGUGAGUCGAUUUGGCAUGGACUCAUUGCGCGAUGUUAACGACACCAUGGUAAACACCACAAUAUCAUCUGCUUCGGGUGUCAAGAAGAUUGGCGGUCUGGUGCGACACGACAAGUUGCGCUCUUCAUCUGUGCGUACAGCGCCUGUUCCAGUGGGCAGAAUCGAGACAGACGAUGAAAAGCAGACGGAAUGGCAAAACUACACUGGAUUUUUGGCUGCUCUGGGUGGCAGUCGAUUAGCCGCUGAUAUGAUUGACGACGACUAUGACGACAAGCGACCCAAGAACAGCAAUGAUCGCAUCGCUUCGCCAAGCCGACCCACGAUUAUGGUUGAAAAGUUUAUCAUGGACAUGAUUGAUUUGCUCACAUCAGACAACGUUGUGGUAAGAGAAGGAGCAAAGGACACAUUGGGCGGUGACCUGUCAUCCAGUCUGUACGCUAUUCUAUUUCGCCACUUGGAAAUGACCAUGGCCAACUGCUUUACAGCCACCGGUGAGGUUGUGUGCGACAACACCAAUACCUUGUUUGUUGAGCAAGCAGUGCUGGUGCUCAAGAUGAUUUUAGAUCGACUGAUAGACCCCAACGACUGUUUGCUGAGCACUGAUUUCAGCACAUUGAUUCUGCAGCUGGCAAAUUACAUCAACCGACUACCGCAUGAAAACUACACCACCAUGCGUAUCAUGAUCAUGAUGUGCCAUCUUACCGAGGUGUUGAUGCUGAAAAAGGAACAAGUGAUUAUACGAGACGAUGUGCGUGUGCGCAACAAAUUACUGGAGAUUAUCGUCGAGUGGACAAGCGAUUUUACCUUGCGAGUGAUGAACAGAGCAGCCACCAUGUCAAUGAACUCACAAAACAGAGAAGUCCAGCACGAUUUGGAUCAAGUGUGUCUGAAGGCCAUUGUUGCCAUUCUUCAUAAGCUCCCCCUACAGACUACAGAUCAGACCAGGGACGCAGAUCGCACCAUGAACAAGAAUCGACUAUUUCAAAAGUACUUUACCUUCUUUACUCAGCUCUUGGACAGGUGCCAUCGAUACGAAGCGGAGGCAAAUACAGUUGUGCGACCAGGCUCUAAUAUUUUAGUCAAGACACAUCGUGAUUUACAUAAUCUCUCGAUCAAGCCCUCAGACUCGUAUCAGUACUGGGGCCCUUUGAAAGAGUCUGCGGUCAAUGCUGUGUCGAACCUGCUGAGCGCCAACGUAGAUGCCGGCCUCAAGUCGACGCUGGCGAUGGGCUACCAUGAAGAUGCACGCACCAGAACAGCAUUUAUGCAGGUGCUUUCCAACAUUUUGAAUCAGGGCGCACAGUUUGAUACGCUGGCGGAGAACAUUAUAGCAGAUCGAUAUGAGAAACUGGUAGAAAUUAUAGUUGGGUCUGACAUUGAUGUUGCAUUGGCUCUGUGUGAUGUGUGUCCUUCCUCAGAAGCAUCCGGUGUAGCAGAAGUUUUGCUGAGCUGCUUUGAAUCUCGCAGCAAGGUAUUGGUGCUGUUAAAGGCGGUCAUUGAGAGGGAGGUCUUUUCUACCGAGCAGGAAGCUACCUUGUUCAGAGGCACCAACAUGGCGACUCGCAUUCUGUCUAUCUUUGCCCGCGAAACCUGCGUAGACUACAUUCGACUGACACUGCAACCCGCGAUGGAGCUCAUCAACGCGCUGCCUGAAGAGAGUCUGACCUGGGAAAUGGAUCCUCAGAAACUGAACCCCAACGAAAGCGUGUUAGUCAACAAGCAGAACGUAUGUCGUGCAACAGAGAUCUUCUUGGAGGCUAUUUGCAACUCCACAUCCAGCGCACCAAGAUUGUUCCGUCAAGAACUGGCAUUGAUCGUGGAAGCUGUCAACAAGCGAUUUCCAGAUGCAUCCAAGACGGCUGUGGGUGGUUUCGUCUUUUUGCGACUCUUCAAUCCUGCCAUCUUGACACCAGAAAACUCGGGCUUCUCCAAAGCUGCCCUGCCCAAGUCCAAAGCGGUCCGCAGACUGCUGCUACAGGCAACGCGUAUGAUGCAGAAUUUAGCCAACAACAUGAUGUUUGGGGCCAAGGAAACGCAUUUGAUCUCGCUCAACGAUUUUAUCACUGGUAAUCUGUACCGAGUAGCUAGCUUCUUACGAGACAUCUCGGUGGUGCCCGAUAAUGGCAAAGGCAACAGCAACACCAAAAUGGAAUCACGAGGUGUGCGCAUGGACAACAUUUCAUUUGUGAGACUGCAUCGUUACAUGUCUGACAAUCUGGACAAGAUCUCAAGGGAUCUCUCUGUUCGACGUGCCCGCAGCAGCACAGACACACAGAAACUGUUGGAAUGGAAGCGCACCAUGGACAAGCUCUCGAAUCUGCUAGCACAACUGGGCCCUCCCAGUGAACUGGCCAACAGCGAGCUCAACACCACCCGCAAUUAUGCACUCGUCAAUGGAAACAACUUUUACAGCGAAUUCAUGCGUCGCAACAAGCACAGAGAUUUGAGCCAUAUCAGCUCCCUCAAUGUGUUUUAUCAAGGAGGUGUCUCCAAGGGCGGAAGGCCUGUGUUUUACAUGAUUGCUCGCAAUGUGCUUGGUGAAAACUUUGACUAUGAGUUGCUCAUCUAUUAUAUGCUUCGGGUCAUGGAGCCCUAUCUCAACCACCCUUUUGAGCUGCUGUUUGAUCUGUCUAGAUUCUCUGAAGACGUUGAAGUGCCUAUCCAUUGGCUGAAUCAGUUCUUUCAACUUGUCUUUAGUGAAAUGAACGACUACCUUGUCAUGCUUCACUUGUUCAACCCCAAUUUUCACAUGCAGCACUACAUUCGCAAGCUGCCGCGUGUCUUGACAAACAAGCUGGUAAAACGCACCCGUUUUGCCAUCACCAUCAACGAGCUUUCCAACUUUGUUGCCCUGUCUGAAAUUAGACUGCCUAAAGAGACCUAUGAAAUUGAAAAGGAGAUUGGCAUGUCCAUCACCAAUGCGUUCCUAGUGACUAGUUUCAAGGCCAUGAUCCCCAUCAAAAUCAAGAUUGGCCCUGAAUACAUAAUUGUUACUACGCUUCGUGAACAAGAGAUAUUCUGGAGUCUCAAUACUAUUCUGAACAAUGUGUUUAGUAUGACUGAUAUUACUGAUGUCUUCCUACCAGCUAUUCCACCCUCAAAAAAGGUGUCAACAGAAGGAGAAAUCCACAUCACACAUGAUGCAGGAAAAUCGACCAUGGUGCUGGUAGUGCCCAAUCGAGAGGAGGUGUACAAGUAUCUGGUUGAUAGAAAGAAGAAUUUUGAGUCCAAUCUCACUGAAGUGCAUCACGGUAUUCGCCCCACAGAUGUGCCUGGUCGUAUCCUGAACAUGGCAUUACUCAACAUUAGCUCAGAAGAUCCCUCGCUACGUUCUGCUGCUUAUAGUCUACUUUGUUCAUUGUGCAUAUCCUUUCGAUUUGGCAUUGAUCACAAACUGAUGAAUGCCAGAGAUCUCUGCAUUCCUGCCAACAGUGUGGAUUUCAUUGUGAGCAUGAGUGAGAAUCUAGCCAACAGUGAAACGCACUUGACUUUGGAGUUCUUGAACGAGUGCAUAUUGGGCUUCAAUCGAUCCAGCACAGAGCCAACGAGACAACUAAUCACUUUGGAUUACAUGGUGCCGUGGCUCAGGAAUUUGGUGCUGUUUACCUUGGUUCCUUACGGAAAAGAGCCCUCCAAGGUGAAGGAUGUCAUUCGCUCAUUGAUCAUGAUUACUGCAGAGAAAUCAGAGGUCUAUCAACAUAUUCAGAAGAAGAUCUGGCAGACCAUGAAGAACAUUGAGGAAUUGCAUACUAUUGUCAUUGACUCGCUGGUCCAGUAUUCUGUUGAGAACGGUAUUGGCUCUUUCCAAGCGGAAGCCAUGGCAGAUACACUUGUUACUAUGAACUGCAACGCUAUCCGUGGUAAACUGAUUCAUCGCAUGCGUCGUGUUCUGUCCAGCACAGCUCAGAAUUGCAGACAUUCGCUGGUCAAGCAUCAAGCAUGGCACGAAAUAGGCUGUCUGGUGCGCUUUAUGCUCAUGCUGUCCUUUUACUCGGAUAGCGUGCAGAAACCCUAUGUCGCUGAGGUGUUCCAUAUCAUUGCGCUGGUUGUCUCGACAGGCCCUACGUUCAUCCGUUCGUCUGUCCAUGAACUCGUCGUCAACGUCAUCCAUUCUUUGGUGACCAACAAGAACAUCAGCACUGGCAACCGCAAAAAGCUCAAGUACGUAUUGGAUGAUGUCUGUGAUGGCAAAUACCGUGUUCAUUUUUGUCUGAGCAAAUCCUACGCCAAUGCGUUUACAAUCACUGAAGACACCAUGACAGAUCAUGUGGAGCACAUGAGCCUUGCCUCGCUCGAAGUGAUUGUGCGGCUGAUGCUGGAUGCUACAAAGUACGCUGCUCCAAAUAUUGAUACUGCGAAUACAUGGCAAGCUCGUUGGAUGAGUCUGGUUACAAGCAUGACCUUUCAGUUCAAUCCAGCACUACAGCCACGUUCAUUUGUUAUUCUAGGCUGCUUGGCUCAAGAAGAGAUUGACGACGACUUGCUGUUCCAAAUCCUAAUUGUAUUGCGCAAUGAAUUGGGUCGCUUUGAUGAAAGCAACCCUUACUUGGUGAUUAGCAUAUUAAUGUGUUUAACCAACAUCAUUGACAACCUGUCGGUAAAUUCUCGCUACCUCAAAUCCCUGUUCUGGCUUGCUAUUGCCAUGAUCCAGAUGAACCACAACAGCAUCUUUUCGUAUGCUGUCAAGCUACUUCAUGGUGUGCUACGCACGUUGGACAGCCACAAAUGCUUUGACACGCGGUCCGUGGAAGACACGCUGAUGGAAGCGCGUGCACCCUUUAGUGAAAUAUCGCAAGACAUUGAUUCUGCUGUUGGUCUAAGCUUUACCACGCAAUUCUCCUUUGCUAUCGCUGGUGUGUUGCUCAAGGGAUUCAGUCAUUCAGAUGCUCGAGACACGGUAUUCACAUGUCUCACCACCUUUUUGGAGAUUGAAACUAAAUCAGGCCUGAAGCCAAACAUGAUUGACGCCAAUUGCUUGGGCUAUCUGUGUGGUUUACUACCGUUUGCAGCUAAAAACGAUGCCCUGAAAGAAUUGCUGCGUUUAGCUGGUGUCAAUGACAUCGAUGUGGAUGAAAUGAACGAGCCUUCUGCUUCUUCUUCGGCUUCGACUUCUUCAUCUGCCAAUCUUUAUUCCAUGAUUUGGAGAGCCAUCGAUAUACCCAAUAAUACAACUGGCAUCCUCCUUGUGUCAUUCCUGGUAGGUAUGCUUAGUCUUGCGGAAAACGAAGCAGAGCGUUUGUUCUUGUACGGUUUCCUUUCGAGAGCUGCGAUAUCCACGCCAGAAGUCUUUGCCUUGGUAUAUGAUUCCCUGAUACCAAAGAUGAAUGCGAUUGUUGUAUCCAGCGACAAUGCCACUCUAAUUGAUGCCGUCAAGGAUAUUCUAAUUACUGCUUGCUCUGAACCAGCAUUCAGCACAACCGAUAGAAAGAGUCAUCAGCACAUGCUAUUGGAACGCAUUGGCUUUAGUGCAUUGGGCGAGGUCAACUUUGGAUCCAUGAAUACCAGCACUGUUGUGAGUGCUAAGUUGACAAGCGACUUGUUGCGCAUGAUAUGUGAAUAG